UGAAAAAUCUAAUGACUACAGCGUUUAUUUUUUCAAUUUUGAUUCUGUUAUAGUAGCCGUUGCCAUUAGAAACUUUAGGUUUUUCCUUAGUUACUCAUAUACGGUUGGUUAAUGUCAAACAAAAAUCAAAACAAACAGCUGAAUAGAUGAAUUCAAUAUACAUUCGAUUAAUAGUGAAUCAUAUAAAUGGAUGAAAGCAACAAUGAAACUUUAUUUGUUCGAACAAACAAAUCAUUUAUUGAAAAUAGUAUCGAUGACAGUCAUGGUAAUCAAUUCAAACAGCAAUUCAUAAACAAUAAAAUUGAUCUUGAAAUCACCGAUAUCCACAAUGAAGACAAGAAUGAUGAUGAUGAUGAUGCUGAAGUACUAGACGACAUUCAAUGCAGAUCAAUCAAUCAAAAUAACUUUAUUGAUUGCAUGGAAUUCGAAACCAUACCAAUUGAUCAUGAUACUGCAGUGGUUAAUUUGAAACGGAUACUAUUUGGUAAUGCAGCAUUGUCCAUUGGCCCAGAAUGGCUUCAUCAAUAUUUCGAGUUUGAUGCAAUAAAUUCACAACUUUGGUAUGGAUUAGUUCAACAUAAGGGUGGACCUUGUGGUGUUCUAGCAUCGAUUCAAGCGUUUCUAUGUGCCGAGUUUUUUCAUUGGAAUCGUGUGGAAAAUAUUCAAAAUGUCAAAGAUUUACAUAGAUAUAGGAACGAAUGUUUAAGUAAAGCUAUUGGCAAUAUUCUAUGGCAAAUCAAACGUAAAGAUCAAUCAGUCAUCAUUGCAAUCGAAAGUCAACAAAAAAUUCUUGAUGAAACAAAAGAUUUUCGUUUCGAUAAUAUUACAGAACGCCUACGUAUUGGACGAUUUGAAUCCAAGAAAAAACUCAUUGAUUUUUUAUGCCAAAUAUUCAAACAUUCAAAUAAAAAUAUUGGCUGUGUUUCAUUCGUUUAUUCAUGUAUACUUACAAGAGGCAUUGAAGAAAUCCAACAUGAUUAUGAUCCAGGUUCUAUACAGGCAUUAUUAACACCAGAAACAUUGCUCUGUAGCCAAGAAUUGGUCAAUCUUUGUCUGAUUGGCUGUGCUGUAUCGAAUGUUUUCGAUAAUAAUCUGAAAUGCGAUGAAUUAGUUCUUCAAGGUGUGAAAAAACAAUCUAAAAUUGGAUUUCUAACUCUUUAUGAAUAUGGUGGCGGUGCUAAGGUUGGUUCAUGUUAUAAAUCACCAAAACUGCCAAUUUUUGUCAUUCUUAGUGAAGACCAUUUUACGGUAUUAUUUGCCAAAGAUAAAAUCAAUGACGACAAUCAUCAUCAAAUCGAACUCUAUUAUUAUGAUGGUUUAAUGAAUCAAGAGAAUGAAAUACAUUUGACGAUUGACACACAGUCAUGCGCUAUUCACGAUGAUAAACAUCGAUCACCAUUGGAAUGUGUUAUUCAAACUAAAUGGCCUGAUUGCCAUAUAAAUUGGAAUGAUUCAAAUCGUUUGUUUUGAGAAAUGAAAAUUUAUUCAUUAAAAUUGUAGUAAUAAAAAAUU
Dermatophagoides farinae (American house dust mite) is the source of this 1512-nucleotide messenger RNA. RefSeq names its product putative ubiquitin carboxyl-terminal hydrolase MINDY-4. Gene Ontology annotation, biological process: protein K48-linked deubiquitination. Lineage: Eukaryota; Metazoa; Arthropoda; Arachnida; Sarcoptiformes; Pyroglyphidae. Gene Ontology annotation, molecular function: cysteine-type deubiquitinase activity; K48-linked deubiquitinase activity. The record is from RefSeq and is a predicted model, not a curated record.